CCGAUUUCCGUAGGGGCGGACAGGCAGUUAACCAGAAGCAAGUGAACACACCACAACAUUUCCUGCGCUCCAGCAGCGGUGUGUCAUAAAGAUGCAGACUAUUAAGUGUGUGGUUGUGGGUGACGGCGCUGUCGGGAAGACCUGCCUUCUCAUCUCCUACACGACCAACAAGUUUCCCUCUGAAUACGUCCCCACGGUGUUUGACAACUAUGCCGUGACAGUGAUGAUCGGUGGGGAGCCAUACACUCUAGGACUGUUUGACACUGCAGGUCAGGAGGACUAUGACAGACUGCGACCCCUUAGCUAUCCUCAGACUGAUGUCUUCCUUGUCUGUUUCUCUGUUGUAUCACCCUCUUCCUUUGAGAACGUCAGAGAGAAGUGGGUGCCAGAGAUUUCACACCACUGCCCGCGGACGCCCUUCCUGCUGGUCGGGACUCAGGUGGAUCUGAGAGAUGACAGCAACACUCUGGAGAAACUGGCCAAGAACAAACAGCGAGCCCUGACCUGUGAGAGCGGAGAGAAACUGUCCCGUGAGCUCAAAGCCGUCAAAUAUGUGGAGUGUUCAGCUCUUACGCAGAGAGGACUGAAGAACGUAUUUGAUGAAGCCAUCCUGGCAGCUCUGGAACCUCCAGAAAAUAAACCCAAAAAGCGCUGCUUCCUUCUAUAGAUGCUGGACGAGCAGGAGGAGGUGGAGGAAGAGGUGGAUGGAGAAGAGAUGAACCUCAACAUGAGCAGAGGGAGGGAGCACCAAGGGGAGGGUGGGCGAUGUAGACACCUAUUUCAGCAGUGCCUUCAGCCAUAGUGACCUAACUUGGGUGUCGUGGAGCGGGCAGUUGCUUUAUUUUCCUAAUGGAUAUGUUUCACCCUAAUAUUGACUAACAUUUGAACAGCACUCCUCACUAACCAGGAAGCAGGUUGAGCAAUAGAGAAGUCUGAACCUCAAAUGCCUUGAAGAUACAAACUAUAAACAAUCACAUUUGUAGCCAAACUGGAAACCAACUCCAUAUUUGGAGAAGGAAAUUAGUAAGUUUUCAGGCACUGAUGUAUUUGCAAGUGAUGAAAAAUAAAGGAAGGGGCACUGCAUUGUCAGUCUUUAACACACAUUUCCCUGUUUUUUAUAUGCCUGCUUUCACUUUUCACUUUCACAGCUACGCACAGCCAGUGAACUGGUUCAACAUAACUUUAUGAAAAAUGAAAAUUAAUCACAGUUAAAUCCAGUUGAGUUCUUGAUUAAACUAAAAACGAAAACUUACAGGCAUCUUAACUGUGACUUUAAAAAAAAAAGACUAAUUAAACAUGAAAUAAAUGUUUAAACAUGGUUUUAAAAUUAUGUUAAUGAAUUUCAACCUCUGUGUGCAGUCAGUAAAUAGUAUCAGUAUGACAUGGAUGGAUCUUUUGUCUCAUGAAAACAAAAGAAGGAAUCAGCUGUGGAACAAAAACAUUCCCUGUAGCUUAGUGGACUAUCAAAUAAUCAACAAUCAGUCGCUUCUGUAAUUUACUUUCAUUCAUAUUAAAACUAGGAAUAAUAAAAAAAAAAAUCUCAGGUUCAAAGCAGAAUUAGAGCUUUACUUGCUUCUUUUUUUCCCACUUUACAGCACAACAUACGUGUUUGUGCUUCUAUGAGCAUGCCCCAAUAAAAUUAGCCUCAAUGCAUCUUUACUGUUAUUCACAUGAGCAAAGUUGGCUACUGGAUUUUUUUCAUCCGAUAUAGGAAUUAUGGGAGUGUCCAAAUGAUGGGUGGGGGUCCAGACGGAGACGCACACGGUUGCACGUACACAAAUCUGUUUUUGCUGAAGUAACAUUUCCUUUCCUCUUUCCUGACACAUCACAUCCUGAACCAAACAACUCCAGUGAGCUGUGACAUGUCUGACGGAACCCGAUAAAAAUUACUCAUUUAAGCCUGGACUUUAUUGUUAAUCCAUUACAGUAAAUUUGCCUUGUUAAUAAUGCAGUCAUGAAGACAAGCUUCAAAGCUUUACAGGUGACACCACUUAAAAAGAAAAAGCCUGAGAUUGUUGAACGUUACUUUCCACAGAUCAUAGCUGAGUUAUGAAAGGAAUCAGCUGUGAUGUGAUGUGACUCGUGUCGUCAUGGCCUCAUGUUAAAUACAAAAAAAAAACUAAAAUGCCUUAAACUUUUUGCAUCACU
Messenger RNA from Melanotaenia boesemani (Boeseman's rainbowfish), 2148 nucleotides. RefSeq names its product cell division control protein 42 homolog. The coding region runs from base 92 to 667 and encodes 191 amino acids. The transcript is spliced from 6 exons. Gene Ontology annotation, cellular component: dendritic spine. Gene Ontology annotation, biological process: small GTPase-mediated signal transduction; modification of synaptic structure. Lineage: Eukaryota; Metazoa; Chordata; Actinopteri; Atheriniformes; Melanotaeniidae. The record is from RefSeq and is a predicted model, not a curated record. Gene Ontology annotation, molecular function: GTP binding; GTPase activity.